AGCUGGUGCAUCCGCAUGGUCACCAGCCCGUGGUUCGAACGCGUCAGCAUGAUGGUGAUCCUGUUGAACUGUGUGACUCUGGGGAUGUACCAGCCCUGUGAGAACAUCGACUGCUCGUCGGACAGAUGCCAAAUACUACAGGCUUUCGAUGCAUUCAUCUACAUCUUCUUCGCCAUGGAGAUGGUUAUAAAGAUGGUCGCCCUGGGGAUCUUUGGACGACACUGUUACCUCGGGGACACGUGGAACCGACUGGAUUUCUUCAUCGUCAUGGCAGGGAUGGUGGAAUACUCUCUGGACCUGCAGAACGUCAACUUCACCGCCAUCAGGACAGUGAGGGUCCUGAGGCCCCUCAAGGCCAUCAACAGGGUGCCAAGCAUGCGUAUCCUGGUCAACCUGCUGCUGGACACUCUGCCCAUGCUGGGAAACGUCCUCCUCCUCUGCUUCUUCGUCUUCUUCAUCUUCGGCAUCAUCGGCGUGCAGCUGUGGGCGGGGCUUCUGAGGAACCGCUGCUACCCGAAGGAGAACUUCUCACUCACCACGGGCAUCAGUCUGCCUCGGCCCUACUACAUGGCUGACGAGGAUGACGAGCGGCCCUUCAUCUGCUCCCUGCUGGUCGACAACGGCAUCAUGUCCUGCUCCGACGUCCCGGCCCGCCGCGAGGGAGGCAGGACGUGCUGCCUGGACAAAGACGACGCCCUGUACCGCCAGUCGCUGGGCCUGAGCCCCGAGCCCAUGGCCAACGGCAGCGUCAGCGUGGCGGGCCUCUGCGUCAACUGGAACCAGUACUACACCAGGUGUCACACUGGGUACAGAAACCCCCACAAGGGAGCCAUCAACUUUGACAACAUCGCCUACGCCUGGAUUGUCAUCUUCCAGGUGAUCACUCUGGAGGGCUGGGUGGAGAUCAUGUACUACGUGAUGGAUGCUCACUCCUUCUACAACUUCAUCUACUUCAUUCUGCUGAUUAUUAUCGGCUCCUUCUUCAUGAUCAACCUGUGCCUCGUGGUCAUCGCCACCCAGUUCUCAGAGACCAAGCAGCGGGAGCACCAGCUGAUGCAGGAGCAGCGAGCGCGCUGUUCGUCCUCCUCCACGCUGAACAGCGAGCCGGGCGACUGCUACGAGGCGCUCUUCCAGCUCGUCUGCCACAUCCUGCGCAAGACCAGGAGGCAAGCCGUCGCCCUCUUCAACACCCUGAGGGGGAAACCCCGCGGCUUCCGGGGCGUCGGGCGAGGCCGAGGAGGCGGGGAGGGGAGGGAGAGGAGGGCCAAUGGACGGGGAGGACGCGAGAGGAGAGCGGAGAUGAGGCGCGGUCCACCCUGUCCCCACCACAACAAACCCGACCACGCCUCACCCGUGGCCCCCGACGGCUGCCCUCAGUGUGCCGCGGCCCUGUCGCUCACCGACGGGGUAGGACCGGCUCGCGGUUCGGGAAAAGAGGAAGCAGAGGAGGGAGCCGUGGAGGAAACGGACAGGGAGGGGGUUCGGUCCGGCAGUAAGGACGAGAAGGGCCAGGAGGGCAAAGGGAGCCGCAGGCCGAGGAAAGGAUGCAAGGAGCUGUGGCACGACAUAACGCUGAAGCUGUGGGGGAUCGUGGAGAGCAAGUACUUCAACCGAGGCAUCAUGAUCGCCAUCCUGAUCAACACCAUCAGCAUGGGCAUCGAGCACCACGAGCAGCCGGACGAGCUCACCAAUGUUCUGGAGAUCUGCAACAUCGUCUUCACCAGCAUGUUCUCCCUGGAGAUGAUCCUCAAGCUCACUGCGUUCGGCUCCUUCAGCUACCUGAGGAACCCCUACAACGUCUUUGAUGGAAUCAUUGUCAUCAUAAGCGUCUGCGAGAUCGUCGGGCAGUCCGACGGCGGUUUGUCGGUGCUGAGGACCUUCAGACUGCUCAGGGUGCUGAAGCUGGUCAGGUUCAUGCCAGCUUUGAGGAGACAGCUGGUGGUCCUCAUGAAGACCAUGGACAACGUGGCCACCUUCUGCAUGCUGCUCAUGCUCUUCAUCUUCAUCUUCAGUAUCUUGGGGAUGCAUAUCUUUGGCUGUAAGUUCAGCCUCAAGACAGAGACCGGCGACACAGUACCAGACAGGAAGAACUUUGACUCGCUGCUCUGGGCCAUCGUCACUGUCUUCCAGAUUCUGACCCAGGAGGACUGGAAUGCGGUCUUGUACAACGGCAUGGCAGCCACUUCACCACUAGCUGCUCUUUACUUCGUGGCCCUCAUGACCUUCGGAAACUACGUCCUCUUCAACCUGCUGGUCGCCAUCUUGGUUGAAGGCUUUCAGGCAGAGGGUGAUGCCAAUCGCUCCUAUUCAGAUGACGACCACUCCUCCUUUGACGAGAGCGAGAAACACGACUCCAUAAAGUUGUCUGACCCAAGGAUAUGCACGCUGACCCCCAACGGCCACCUGGAGCUGGGGGCCCUCUCGGGGCCCCUCUCGGGGCCCAGGAGUUCCUACUCCUCGGACAGACGGAGCUUCACCACGGAGUCCAGGAAGAGCAGCGUGAUGAGCCUGGGAAAGAGCAGCCUGGAGAGACGCUCCCUCUGUCACGCCCGCAGUCCCAACUACCACAACUGGGGGCGCCCUUUCCUCCCGCAGUCCACAUGGAGCCGCAGGUCCAGCUCCAACAGUCUGGGCCGGAGGAGCUACGGGUUUGGUGGAGCUCCUCUGGUGGGAGGCAGCCUCCGAGUGCACGGCACCCGCUCCCCGUACUCCUACACCUACGCCGCCGAGCAGGAGUCCCUCCUCUCCCCGCCUCCUCCCCCGCUGAUCCUCUCCAGACACUUUGCCGCCAGCAGGGAUCGGCGGGCUCUUUCCCUGGAGCACCCCGAGCUGCUCCGGGGGGGCGGGCCGCCAACGGGCCUGCCCACCGUCCAACCAGACCCGGGGAGGAGGAGUGGUUCCGGGGCAGGGGGGUCCAUCACUGGGGGGUCGGGUUCAGGAGUGGACCACCGGGAUUGUAACGGCAAGACGCCGGGUCCACACGCUCAGCUGAUUGCAGAGGUUUUCCCUCAAGUCAACGCACAGAAGGACCGAGCAGACCUCGACGAAGAGACGGAUUAUAGUAUGUGCUUCCGCGUCCAGAAGAUGAUGGAGGUGUACAAGCCGGACUGGUGUGAAUCCAGAGAGCAGUGGUCCGUCUACAUGUUCUCCCCUCAGAACAAGUUCAGAAUGCUUUGUCAGUCCAUCAUCGCCCAUAAGCUCUUUGACUACGUGGUCCUGGCCUUCAUCUUCCUCAACUGCAUCACGGUGGCUCUGGAGAGGCCGAGGAUAAUGCAAGGCAGUCUGGAAAGGCUGUUUCUCACAGUUUCCAACUACAUCUUCACGGCCAUCUUUGUGGCGGAGAUGACUCUCAAGGUGGUGUCCAUGGGUCUGUACCUGGGAGAGAAGGCCUAUCUGAGGAGCAGCUGGAACAUUCUGGACGGUUUCCUGGUCUUCGUGUCUCUCAUUGACAUCGUGGUGUCGAUGGCCGGCGGGGCUAAGAUCCUCGGGGUUCUCCGAGUGCUCAGGCUGCUCAGGACGCUACGCCCCCUCAGGGUGAUCAGCAGAGCUCCAGGGCUGAAGCUGGUGGUCGAGACCCUCAUCACGUCCUUAAAGCCCAUCGGCAACAUCGUCCUCAUCUGCUGCGCCUUCUUCAUCAUCUUUGGUAUUCUAGGCGUUCAGCUCUUCAAAGGGAAGUUCUUCUACUGCGCCGGUUUCGAUGUGAAGAACAUCACUAACAAGUCCGACUGUCUGGCUGCCAACUACCGCUGGGUUCACCACAAGUACAACUUUGACAACCUCGGACAGGCUCUGAUGUCCCUGUUUGUGUUGGCCUCUAAAGACGGCUGGGUCAACAUCAUGUACCAUGGACUGGACGCGGUGGGGAUCGACCAGCAGCCGUUGACCAACAACAGCCCGUGGAUGCUGCUCUACUUCAUCUCCUUCCUCCUGAUCGUCAGCUUCUUCGUCCUCAACAUGUUCGUCGGCGUGGUGGUGGAGAACUUCCACAAGUGUCGCCAGCACCAGGAGGUGGAGGAGGCCAAGCGGAGGGAGGAGAAACGCCAGCGUCGCAUGGAGAAGAAGAGGAGAAAGGCCCAGAAGCUGCCCUACUACGCGUCCUACGGCAAAACCCGGCUGGCCAUCCACACCCUGUGCACCAGCCACUACCUGGACCUGGUCAUCACCUUCAUCAUCUGCAUCAACGUCAUCACCAUGUCUCUGGAGCACUACAGCCAGCCACAGUCUCUGGAGACAGGACUGAAGUACUGCAACUACUUCUUCACCUCCACCUUUGUGAUCGAGGCCUCUCUGAAGCUCGUAGCCUUCGGUUUCAGACGCUUCUUCAAGGACAGGUGGAACCAGUUGGACCUGGCCAUUGUGCUGCUGUCGGUGAUGGGCAUCACUCUGGAGGAGAUCGAGAUCAACGCCUCCCUCCCCAUCAACCCCACCAUCAUCAGGAUCAUGAGGGUGCUCCGGAUAGCACGAGUGUUGAAGUUGUUGAAAAUGGCCACCGGGAUGAGAGCUCUGCUGGACACCGUGGUCCAGGCUCUGCCUCAGGUGGGAAACCUCGGCCUGCUCUUCAUGUUGCUGUUUUUCAUCUAUGCAGCUCUGGGAGUGGAGCUGUUUGGAGAGCUGGUGUGUAACGCUGACUACCCCUGUGAAGGAAUGAGCCGACAUGCCACCUUUGAAAACUUUGGGAUGGCCUUCCUCACACUCUUCCAGGUUUCCACCGGUGACAACUGGAAUGGCAUCAUGAAGGACACCCUGAGGGAGUGCCCACCGGGUCAUCCGGCCACCGACUACGGCUGCCACGCCGGACUGCAGUUCAUCUCCCCGAUGUACUUCGUGUCCUUCGUGCUCACGGCUCAGUUCGUCCUGAUCAACGUGGUGGUGGCCGUGCUCAUGAAGCACCUGGACGACUCCAACAAGGAGGCGCAGGAGGACGCCGAGAUGGACGCCGAGAUCGAGCUGGAGCUGGCUCAGGGAGGCCUCUGCUGCAUGAUGGGGGGCAUCGGGGCCAUCGCCGGGGCAACGGGUGGCGCUGCGAGCGGGUCCGGUGUGGGCGGAGCAGCGUCAGGUGCCAUUACAGCGGGGGCGGUAGGGGGUCCGAUUGGCGGGUCAAUGGCGCCGCUAAGAGAUGGAGGAGGAGGCGGAGCUGCUCACGAUGGCCACGCCCACCACCGAUGUCGGCUCUACUCUCCUGCUCAGGAGAGCCAGUGGCUGGACAGUGUGUCUCUGCUGAUUAAGGACUCGUUGGAAGGAGACAUGAUUGACAACCUGUCCGGUUCAGUUUUCCACCACUACUGCUCUCCUCCUCCGGUCUGCAGGGACUGUAAGGGCCACACACAAGAGAUCCAGCUGGCGGAGGUGGAGCAGGCGUCUCUGAUGUCAGAGCAGCUGUCGGACAAGUCGUCGUCUCCGGCGCUGCCCGAUGACCUCAGCCUGGACGAACACAGCAGCUACCAGCUGCUGGUAACAGACCGACAGAGGGGCAGCGAUGACUCCCAUAGUUCUGAAGAGCUGCCCAUGCGGGGGGGCUACGGGGGCUUCGUCCCUCCAGCUCAGGAAGCGAGGAGCUGGUCCGGGAGUUAUGGAGAUGGAGGAAGUUGCAGCGGAGGAGGUGGUGGCGGCUCUUCGCCCGUCUUCCACCUACCAGCAGACUUCUUCCACCCGGCCGCCGCGGUUCAUCCGGGCAGCCCCGGUAACGGCGUCGGCCCUGGAGACAGAGGGCCGUCCAGGCUGCCCUCCCCGGCCUCCUGGGCCUCCCUCCGCUCACCGGGAGCCAACAGCCGGCCCCUCAGCUCUCAGCACCCGUCCCACAGUGACUCCUCCCUGGCCACGGGCAGCUCAGAGGGCAGCCUGCAGACCACUCUGGAGGAAGGACUCAGCUUCAGCGUGUCGCCGCCUCGAGACCUGGACCUCCCCGUGCCUCUCCUCUGCCCUCUCCCCGGCCCGCGCCCCCAGGGACCGGACGCCGGAGACCAGGACCAGGACCCCCUUUUACUAAAGAGACGCAGCACUUUCACCCUGCAGGCCACCAGAGGGCACCAGAGGAGCCAGAGCAGCUGCGGCGGCGGCAGCACCAGUCCCGGUUGCCCCCGGCAGGACUCCAUGGACCCGUCGGACGAGGACGUGGGGACGGGGACGGGCGGGGGCGACGGCUGCCGUCAGACCCUGAACAGCGAACACUUGUCGGAGACGCUGAACAGCCUCUCGCUGACGUCGCUGCUCGCCCCGGGCUCUCUGGCGCCCCCGCAGGUGAAGAAAUGUAACAGCACGGGCUCGCUGGACCAAACUAGCCUAUCCGCCCGGAGCAAAGACGGACGCCACCUCUGCGGCAUCGACGCCCACGGUUACCUGUCCAACCCCUGGACGGAGGGACGAGCGGGAGGCGAGGAGGAGGAGGACAGUGACAUCACGGGCUUCGGCAUGAAAAGCAGCAGCCGACCCACGGACACAAGCUCCAGGAAAAACAGAUGAAAAACACUUUUAAUGGAACUCUUUAACACUUUGAACAAAACAGGAAAUAGACUUUUAAUACGUGUCUGUCCUUUCUGGGAUCCGGCUGCUGUGGAUCAAUCAUUUCUCAGAAGAACACAGCUGCUUCUGAGCUUUUGAAAUCCUUUUCUUUUUUCCCCACAGGUUAUGUAAGGACGCCUUUUAGCAUCACCGGGAUUCAGCUUCGAAAGAUGUGGCAGGCCUGGGCUUUACAUUUGAGCCAUCCUGGAAUACAGAAUAAUUGGAAAAGCCACACACUGAUUGAUGAACAUUACUAAAGUUAUUUAAAUGCAAAAAAAUAUCAAAACCAGAAAUUCUUUGACCCAACGUGCCCUCGACCUUUGUGCAAAAACGGUGUCGUAAACAUUGGACUCAAACUCUGAUUUCGCUUUAGAGGAAGAACUGAACUUUGUACAGUCUUGUUAUUUUGUUUUUGUAACAACUGCGCUAACCGUAGCAUCGACCAUUUAUUUUUUUCCUCUUUAGCAAGAUCCAUCGGGUAACGAGAGAAUGGAAAAGGUCGUAUAUCUCCUGUGUUGUUUUUUUUUUCGACUUCAGUGUAUUGGAGUUGUGUGAAUGUAGACGCGUCCGUCUCCGUUUGUGAGGGAGGAGAGACAAGAUGGUGUCCGACCAUUCACACAAAGGGGCCUCUUAGAAUAGAAGGCUGGAUGUGUGACUGCUGCUGAGAAUACAUGUGGGUUGUUCAGAGUGGACUCUUUGUGCUGUCUACAUACCCAUGAAAGGGCUAAACUGUAUUGAGUGCAGACCUCGGCCAAAACCUGCCCGGCAAAUGAUCUUUUCCCGCACUGUUUAAAAGAGUCUUUGAAAGUAAUGGAUGUCAUAAAAAAUAUAUAGAAAUGUAAGAGGGAAGUUUCCCUGAGAUGAACAUUGGCUUGUCAAACUUUUCCUCAGAUUUAAAACUUCCUAGAAUAUGUAUUUAACAGAUUCAAACAUAAACUAAUUGGAAAUUAGGCUAACAACGGGAAGCAGUGAUUUCUACAGAAAAUAUAUAAAUCAAAAAUAUACUUCAACAUAUCAUGAACAUCAUAGGCUUGAGUACAGUAGGAGGCGGUUUGAUGUCAUCUGGUUUUCCUAAAGUUCUCCCUCUGUGCAAAACAUCAACAGUGACUCCGCUUUAGAGGACGACCACUGAUGGUGGAACGUUGAAAAUGUAGAGAAACUCAGACUCAAUGAUUCUCAGACAAUUAUGAAAAGAAAGAUUUGCUUCCAAUGCUAAGUGGCUCAAAGAUGCUAUUGAAAAAACAUUCCAGUGAGUAAACUCCUGUCAACAUGCUAUCAACCUAGCGGUUAGCCCCCCAACAUUUCACUUUUGUUUUUGACGAAAUACCUUCCUGCAAUUGGGUCGGACUAUGUUCCCAAAAGCAAUCGCCAAAAUUAACCAAACCAGAGUUCUUUUGAAACAGAUGAAAUGUUGUGAAAAGGCACCGUUAGUCUGGUUACCUUCUCAAAUAAACAGGACUUUCAACCAGAUGUGCUUUCAUGGUUGUGGUUUUGUUGGUUGUACGUAAUCUUUUGAAGGCCAACCAUGAUGUUUUCCGUAAUCCUAACUUUCGUUUUUUAGCGUUAAUGUGUUCUCCUAACAAAAGACCCGAGCAACAUGAAAGAAAAUGAGACUUUGUGUCCCGAUACACGAAACCAAUGGAAUUCACAUGAUGACUAUUUAACGUGCUGCCCUGAGACGUUGCUGUAACAACACAGAACCUCUUCAGUUCAGUUCCUGCCAUUGGCUCAGUUCAGUGUGCACCCUGUGAAGCUCUGUUUAUUUGGGUCGUAUCAAGAAGUACUAAGAAAAGUUUGAAUUAAAAUCAAAGGGAUGACAUAUUCACAAGAUUCAGGAUGACUGGAUGACAUCAAAUUGCCUUUCUGACCCUCUGCCAGCGUUACAUUUCCCAGACUACACCUGUCUGUCUUAAACGUGUGUGAAACACUGGGUUCGGGUUCUUGUAGGUUCAGUGUGCUGUCAGAUUUCCAGGAAUUCACAGUUUUUUGUUUGCUGCAUUUAACCCAAAUCAUUCUUUGACUCAGGUCUGCUUGAGUGUAGCAAGAAAUUAGAAAACAACACCCCCAUACUACGGCAAGCAAUGUGGUCCAGACUGUGACGAGCCAUCACAUAAUAUAGUUAUUUAUAAAUGUCAUAAUCUAAAGAGCAGGUAGACCUCAGGUGGACCUAUUUGCACACACACACACACACACACACACACACACACACACACACACACACACACACACACACACACACACACACAACAUACACAUACAUAUCAUACAAAGAUGUCAAUGUAAAAACUCUGCAGGAGAGAUGUUUGAAGAAACCUCCGUCUUCAUCUCUUCCUCUACGUCGUCUUCAUCCCCCCCUCCUUAUUCUCAUCCAAUCAUAUUAUCUCCUCUUCCACAGAGAAGUCAGAGUAUUAAAUUAAUAUCCCCCCCCUCUAUUCGAGAUAUGCAAUAUGCUACAGUAGAUGAUGUACAGUUAGAUGUAUGAGAUCGGUAUAGAUAGACGAAUAUGGUGAGAGGAGAUUAUAUUUAUGAAAUCAUGUAUUAGAAUAAAAUGUCACCGGGAUUCAGAAAGGUCAGUGAAAGGUCGAUGAUACGUAUUCAUGUAUUCCAGAGUGUCGGAGUGUGUUUUCUCCUCCAUCUUCCCGACCCCAUUUUCUUUUUCUUCCAAAAAUGCAUGUGGGUUUUUUUAUUUCUGUUUUCUUAAAUGUCAUUCUAGUGUCAUAUAAAA
Molecule: messenger RNA, 9223 nt
Organism: Anoplopoma fimbria (sablefish)
Lineage: Eukaryota; Metazoa; Chordata; Actinopteri; Perciformes; Anoplopomatidae
Product: voltage-dependent T-type calcium channel subunit alpha-1I-like
Exons: 38
Coding region: 16-6459 (2147 amino acids)
Biological process (GO): sodium ion transmembrane transport; neuronal action potential; membrane depolarization during action potential
Cellular component (GO): plasma membrane; voltage-gated sodium channel complex; neuron projection
Molecular function (GO): voltage-gated sodium channel activity; low voltage-gated calcium channel activity
Source: RefSeq, a predicted model, not a curated record